GUGCUGUGCAAAGCCGUGGCCGCACUAUUGCAAUAUUUUUUACUUGCUGCACAAUUCAGCAUGAUGGCUGAAGGAAUACAACUCAUAAAGAUAACCAGCUUCCCAUUUAGAACCAACAGUAUUUUAAAAUACUUACCACGUGUCAUUUUUUGUAAGUAAAGUGACGUGUAAUAAUAGGGCAUGUACCAAUAAUUUGUAAGUAGAUUAUCAAUUAUUAGUCUAUCAGAACAUGUGCCGAAAUUUUGUAAAUAGUUUUAUAUAUUAGAACAUGAAAUGGCUUGUAAGGAGAGUAUCAAUUAUUAUAACAUAUACCAAUUUUUAGUAAGUAGAAUAGUAUAAUCAAGAAUCAGAUCAUGUGCCAAUUUAAGGUAAGUAGAGUAUUAUAUUUUUGGACAUACCAAAUGUUGGUAAGUGCAGUAUAAAUUAAUGGAACAUGUAUAACUUCCUUGAAAGUAGAGUAUCAUAAAUUUGUUGCGUACAAUUCUGGAUUUCAAAAUUUGAUAUAUAUUUUUUAAAGUUUCUAUUCGUUUCAUGAACAAUACGUAACGAAGGAAUAAGAGAAUAAUAUAUGCAAAGAAAACGUUACCGAUGCUAGUGAUACUAACAUUACUCAAUUUAAAUAUGCAAUGAAAAUAGAACUUUAAAUACAGAAACCAAAAAGUGUAACAACAUAGCAAGUGAAAUGGUACCAGCUAAAGAUACAAAUAGUAAUUUGACACAAAGAGUACAAUAUUGAAAUUAUAAAAUGUCUCAUAUAUGUUAAGAAUGAAAAAACAAAUCUCUCGCCCUCUGCUAGGAAAAAUGCCGGCCCUAUAUGAGAACCAUUUUCUAAAGAAAUUCUAGAUAUUGCGUCAUCUUACAACAGCCUUUGGAUCAAACAUAAAACAUUCGAACUUAAACAACCUUUUCUCAUUUAAGUGUGGGGUGGGUAAUGAAUGACACACCACAGUCACAUGUUGAUGUCAUUGUCAAAAAAGUAAGUUGAUGUGGCUAAAAAUGAGCCCACACAUGCCACAACAUAAUAGAACAUAUACCAAUUGUUGUAAAGAGAAUGUCAUAUAAGAGAACAUGUACUAUUGGUUGGUGAGUAGUGAAUCCUGAAUAAGGAGAUCUACUUAUGGUUUGUAAGUAGAUGUAUAGAGACAUGUACUUAUGUUUGGUAAGUAGAGAGCAAUGUAUUAGGACAUGUACGUAUGGCUGGUAUGUAGAGAUUAAUAUAUUAGGACAUGUGACAAUGGUUGGUACGUAGUGAAUCUUUAAUAAGGAAAUUUACUUACGGUUGAUAAGUAGAGAUCAAUGUAUUAGGGCAUGUGCAAAUGGUUGGUAAGUAGAGAUUCAAGUUAUAGAAUAUGUACCAAUGGUUGGUACGUAGAGUACCAAGUAAUAGAUCAAGCGGCAAUGGUUGUAAAAGACAAUGUGGUGACACGUCUUGAUGAUGUAACAUAAGUUAACACAUUUGAAAUAUGUGUAUACAAUAGUUUUAUCGUUAAUGUAAUUAUUCGAACAAGUUUGUUUUUAUCCUACCCUACACAACACUAUUAUGAACAUAUGCAACACAUUUUGUCCACAAAAAGACUGUAAAAAUGUUAAUAUAAUUAUUCGAACAAGUUUGUUUUUAUCCUAUCCUGCACAGCACUAUUAUGAACAUAACCAACACAUUUUUUUCCGCAAAAAGACUGUAAAAAAGCUCAGUGCGAAUGCAACCUCAUAUCAUACACUACACUACACUGCACUAAACUGCAUUACACUGCACUAAACUUCUCUACUCUACACUAUGGAUGCUAUAGAAACUCCAGUUAAUAUUUAAGCACAUUGUUACCAAAUGUGGUCCGAUAUAACAUUUUUAUUAUAUUUGAAUGAUUCUUACUAUGCGUAAAUAACUAUGAUUUAAUUUCCCCAUUUAAGGCACGCCGCUGCUGAUAGUCAUUAUAACUUUGAGCGUGGACAGUGAUGGCUUUGGGACCUCAGACUAGUGAGUAGUUUCUGUGUUGCGAUAUGAUACCUUGUUUGUAAUAUAUGUCUUAGUUCUUUAAGAAUGUCUUAUGACUCAUAGUAUUUAUAUUUAAAUCAACGAGGUUUCUUCCAAGACAUUUCUGUACGACACCCCCACCACCUUCCUCUUCCCCAACACUAAAGAAUUCUGUAUUUACUCCACCACAUGACCCCCAGCCAUAACGAGUUGUUUUCCAAAGUCUCCCCAUCACUAAAGAAUUCUGCAUUUACCCCCUGCCUCACCCCAGCCAUAACGAGUUGUUUGCUGAAGUCUCCCCAUCACUAAAGAAUUCUGUAUUUACCCCACGACCUGACCCCGCCAUAACGAGUUGUUUUUUGAAGUCUCCCCAUCACUAAAAAAUUCUGUAUUUACCCCACCACCUGACCCCAGCCAUAAUGAGUUGUUUGCUGAAGUCUCCCCAUCACUAAAGAAUUCUGUAUUUACCCCACGACCUGACCCCGCCAUAACGAGUUGUUUUUUGAAGUCUCCCCAUCACUAAAAAAUUCUGUAUUUACCCCACCACCUGACCCCAGCCAUAAUGAGUUGUUUGCUGAAGUCUCCCCAUCACUAAAGAAUUCUGUAUUUACCCCACGACCUGACCCCGCCAUAACGAGUUGUUUUUUGAAGUCUCCCCAUCACUAAAAAAUUCUGUAUUUACCCCACCCACCUGACCCCAGCCAUAACAAAUUUUUUGCUGAUGUCUAACCAUCAAUAAAGAAUUCUGUAUUUACCCCACCACCUGACCCCAGCCAUAAUGAAUUGUUUGCUGAAGUCUCCCCAUCACUAAAGAAUUCUGUAUUUACCCCACCACCUUACCCAAAGCCAAAAUGAAUUGUUUGGUGAGGUCUCCCCUUCACUACAGAUUUAUUUAUUCAACCCACCACCUGACCCCCAGCCCAAAUGAAUUGUUUGCUGAGGUCUUGCCGUCACUACAGAUUUAUUUAUUUACCCCACCACCUGACCCCAGCCCAAAUGAAUGGUUUGCUGAGGUCUCCCCGUCACUACAGAUUUCUCUAUUUACCCCGCCACCUGACCCCAGCCCAAAUGAAUUGUUAGCUGAAGUCUCCCAUCACUAAAGAAUUCUGCCUUUAUCCCACAACCUGACCCCAGCCCUAAUGAAAUGUUUGCUGAAGUCUCCCCGUCCCUUCAGAAUUCUGUAUUUGUAACCGUCUGAUAUUUUAAAGAUGUCAAUUUAUUACCAUGGAUAGUGGUUAUCUUAUAAAGUUGUCAAUUUAUUACUAUAGAUAGUGAUCAUUUGUUACAAUGUAAUGUAAUAUUUUUGUUAUUUGUCAUGUUAUAUAAAUUCAACUUUAAAACUGUAGAUAGAAGUCAUCUAAUAAGUUGUCAAUGUAAUACAACUGUCAUCUUAUAAGCUGUUAAUUUAAUACCUCAUACUGUGGUCAUCUCAGAAGUUGCUGGUGUAAUACAUGAUACAUUGGUAAUCUGAUAAGUUGAUAUGUAAUACCUAAUACAGUGGUCCCUCUUUAAGUUGCCAUUGUUAUACCAUUGAGAGACAUCAUUUUUUAUAUUGAUGUCAAUUUAGUAGUUACCAUCCUAACAUGUGUUGUAUAGAUUUUUCAAUGGUAAACAUAUUUUCCCUCAUACAUUUCAGUUGUUGGCUGAACAUUGAAAACGGCCUGAUAUGGGCAUUCAUUGGGCCAGU
Molecule: messenger RNA, 3656 nt
Organism: Lymnaea stagnalis (great pond snail)
Lineage: Eukaryota; Metazoa; Mollusca; Gastropoda; Lymnaeidae
Source: the annotation of a GenBank genome assembly